This is a messenger RNA of Melitaea cinxia (Glanville fritillary), 1011 nucleotides long. RefSeq names its product coiled-coil domain-containing protein 124. The coding region runs from base 204 to 833 and encodes 209 amino acids. The record is from RefSeq and is a predicted model, not a curated record. NCBI's taxonomy places the organism in Eukaryota, Metazoa, Arthropoda, Insecta, Lepidoptera, Nymphalidae. Gene Ontology annotation, cellular component: nucleus. Gene Ontology annotation, biological process: transcription by RNA polymerase II. Gene Ontology annotation, molecular function: transcription coactivator activity. The transcript is spliced from 5 exons.
AUGACACUAUUGUACUAAUCUCGGAGUUCCGUUGCAUGACCUGUAUAUAAGACCAUGUUUUUAACUGAUAAUGACAUUUGUCAAAGUUAGGAUAGGAAGGAGCUGGAAAAUUUGUCAGAUUUAUAAUAGGAAUUUUUGCUUUGAUUUUUGCAUAAAAGAAAUAGCCUUACCUUAAACUUUUAAUUUUUUUCAAGAAGGUCAAAAUGCCUAAGAAAUUCGCAGGCGAGAAUAGCAAGGCUGUGGCGGCCCGGCAACGAAAGGAAAAUACUAAACAAGAAAAAGAACAAAAAAUGAAGAAAAUGAUCGAAGAUAGCGAAUGGGAAGACAACGAUGAGAAGUUAAAGAAAAAGCAGCAGAAAAAAGAAGAGCAAGAGAAAAAACGCUUAGAGCAACUGCAGAAGAAAGCUGAAGCAAAGGCUCUUCUUGAAAAAGAGAUGGAGUCAAUAAAGAGUAAAGUUGCUCCGCCACCCCCUAAGAUCACGCGAGCACAUAUCACUAUGAUGAAGGAGAAGACAAUCAAACAGGAAGCAGAAAAACCCAUUCCAUCUAAAGUGGUUGUGGAAGAACCGCCACUUGUGGAGAAUCUCAAUAGGCUGCAGAUUGAUGGAGAAGUGGCACAAUCUGUAGAUGAAGCUCUAUCAAUUUUGAGUGACAAGAAUGAGGUAGACAGGCAUCCUGAGAAGAGAAUAAAAGCAGCUUACACUGCAUUUGAGGAAGUAACACUACCUAGAUUGAAGGCAGAAAAUCCAACGCUAAGGCUUUCACAACUGAAGCAGAUAUUAAGAAAAGAGUGGCUGAAAUCACCGCAAAAUCCUCUUAACCAAAAAGUUUAAUUACUAUUGUGAAAACUAAACGCUUGUUUUAGGAAUUUGAUCUAAAGUGGAAUCGAUUUCAGCAAUGUGUGAUCGCCAAGAAUGCUAAAUAUGGACAUUAAAAAACGAAUGGAAAUGUAACUAAUUUAUUAAUAAAUAGCUUAUAAAUAAUUUCAUUAAAUGUUGUAAAUAUCUCGGA